Molecule: messenger RNA, 853 nt
Organism: Tripterygium wilfordii
Lineage: Eukaryota; Viridiplantae; Streptophyta; Magnoliopsida; Celastrales; Celastraceae
Exons: 3
Coding region: 172-552 (126 amino acids)
Source: RefSeq, a predicted model, not a curated record
UGCGACUGGACAGCAAAAACGACGUCGUGCCAUGGGUUUUGUGGUAAAAAAACGAUAUUUUGAUGUUUUGUUUCGAAGCCUAUAUUGUCCUUUUCCGUAGACAGUGCAUCGACGUGGUUGGAGAAGAUUUCGCCAACACAUGAUGCAGAGCAGAAUUUCAGAGUACGAAAAAUGCCAGGCAGAUCUAACAUGACACGAACCGCAAAGCGACAUUUUCCUUCGCUGGAGAGUGGAGUGGCAGAGCUGGCUGGAGUCGCUGGAAGCCGGAAUGGGAAAGUCCUGGGUUGGUGGCCUUCAACACGCCAGGGUAACUCGCAACGUAAACGGAAAUCGACCAUGGACCUCCAAAGUCAAAUCCAAUGUGCAAUUUUCUCCUAUGUUUAUCAGCGUGCUUGGACUCCCAUACUAGAUUUAUUCUCAAGGUGGGGCUAUCUUUCCUCCGAAAAUCAUCUUUGUUGCCUUCACUUCCUGUUAUGCUUGCCUCGAUAUACUCUUAGUUUGUCUGCAUCAUCAAAGCCCUCAUCGUUGCCCAUUUGCUCUCGCAAAAUCUGAUUCCCCAAAUACAUUAACGCCUCCCCUCAAUCCCUCCUCCAAGAACUUUUUGUAAGCAUUAACUUCACACAUCCAUAUGUAUAUAUGUAAGGAAGGAAUCAACGUUGAAUUGACCAUGUCUAUUUCUUGAGAUGUGAAUGCUGUUUUCUAUGCCAUUCCUUAUCGUCAUUGCGAAACCAUUCAGUGAAGCAGUAAUGUUCGAUGUCUUUUUUCAUAUAUGGUUGUAUCAUACAAACAAUAUCAUGAAGGGACAUAUAAGACAUGCAUCAAGUGAUGUGAAUGAAGCUUUUCAAUUCAACAU